Alternaria arbusti is the source of this 1692-nucleotide messenger RNA. RefSeq lists its product as uncharacterized. The coding region runs from base 1 to 1692 and encodes 563 amino acids. Lineage: Eukaryota; Fungi; Ascomycota; Dothideomycetes; Pleosporales; Pleosporaceae. The record is from RefSeq and is a predicted model, not a curated record. The transcript has a single exon.
AUGGCGAUCGCUGCCAUUAUCGAAAUCCCCAAAACAAGGUCGGGCGCUGCCGAUCCGCGUGCGGGCAGCUUCGUCACUGUCUUACCGCCUGAGAUCCGCAACCGAAUCUACGAGUACCUUUUCAAGAGCGACACACCUGUGCUUCUAAACGACGAUCAGGUGCGCCUGGAUCCUUCGGCUAGAAAUUACGUCACUCACCCCACGCAUGGAGGUGAUGAGCAACAAGACAGCGACGAGGACUUUCGUCAUGGCUUUGAUGGCUUUCAUGGCUAUGUUGGGCUUCUGCUGUCAUGUAGGCAGGUCUAUCAUGAAUCAGUCAGUAUCCUCUACGGCCAGAACACUUUCUUCUUCUCCCGAUUCCUGGAUCAGCAGAUGCACUUUACCUGCACAUGGCUGUCAAAUAUCGGCUCAAAUUAUCAGCUCUUGUCUCAUGUGCACAUAGACACGUAUGCGCUUGUUCCAAGACGCGUUCGAGAAGAUGAUCUGCUACCGCUGUUGAAGCUCAUCUGGAACUACCCUCAGGCCAAAUGUGAAUUUACAUUCGUGAUCUCCGGAAGUUCAUCAUCCAGGGGACGAAAUCACGACACCGAACUCCACGAACCAGUCACUUCCGCGGAUGUUCUGAAUGGUGUCCUCUUCUCGUUGGGCGCCACAGACGCUCUAAACCUUAGGCAGUACGCCAAAUACUCUGGCCUGAUGUCAGCGAUAACAGUCUGGUACACUGGAAAAGGCUAUGUUGGAUACGUUCGAUACACUGAUGUUGAUAAUCCGCACCCGCCCAGAGUAUUCGACAUCUUAGACCGUGGUUUCAAGGUCCAGUGGGCAGAAACUGAACAGGCGAACCUUCUGUCCUUGCCUCAAAUUCCCUUAUCGAUCAUCAAUAAGUACGCAAACGCAUCGGAUACAGGUGUGGUAUUCGACCUGGACAUCGAGAAGGCCCGAGGCUAUCGCGUCGGUCUCAGCGGAGUCAAUGACUUUUUGCGCUACGAAGUCGACCCGAUAGCUAACCGAGUGUACGACGAGGUCGUCAUUCGUAUGUCUAUUCAGGAAGCUACGACAGACUUUCACAGCUUUAAGCCACUACAAAAGCUGUUUCGCGUGAACAGAUUCGAAAGUUUGGUCGAUCCGAUUGAUUGCAUAGAGCAAGGGUGUUUCAUCAGAAUGGAGCUGACGUUCAGGCUCUCUAUGCCAACUUCAACCACGGACCUUCGUAUAAACAUCGAUGAGCUUUUGGAUGGGUUGAAAUGCCGUAUUGGAGAUCUUAUCAUCACUGUCCAGGAAAUGGAUGGCGGCAUGAGGGGCACACGGCCCAUCGUUUGGGACCAUCUUCAGUGUGCAGUAUUUCUUUUGCUAUCGGAUAUUCUAGAGCACUAUCCUUCGCAAGCCAUGCGGCCUCUUCCACAGAUAUGGAUCAACGGUCACGGUGCCGUUCUGUGUGCCGAAUACCCCGCCACGGCCACCUCCAAGGAGAAAAUCAUUCCCUAUGCACCGACUGCCGAUGACCCGGCCCUCAUUCAAGCUCAAGGCUAUCGCAAGAUCAAGAGGCUUGUGCUAGGUCAUACAUUGAAGGACCUUGCGGGUAUUGACCAGGAAGAUUUCUCGGAUACUAGUAUCCUGGUCGGUUUGUGGUACUACUUACGGUUCUAUCUUUGGAUGAACUGGCGAGAAGUAAUCCUUUCGAUCGAGUUGUAA